AUGAGCGACAUUCCCCUCGCCGCUAUCAAGGCCGCCGCCGAGGCCACGGACCUUUCCGUUGGCCAGGACCUGGGCCACCUCCUGCCUCCCUCGUGGACGACUGUCGUGCCGACUUGGUUUGCUGAAGACACCCCCAGCUACGACUGGGCGGGCUUCGUCGUCGGCGAGGACGAGCAGGAGGCCAUUCUGUGGGGCAAGAGCGGAGGUGUCCUCGCCGGUGUUCCCUUCUUCGACGAGGUGUUCAAAUACGUUGGCUGCACUGUCGAGUGGCUUCUCCCCGAAGGCAGCGUGAUCCCCUCGGGAUCCAAGACCAAGGUCGCCGUUGUGCGCGGCAAGGCCCGCCAUCUCCUCCUCGGCGAGCGCGUCGGUCUCAACAUGCUCGCCCGCUGCUCGGGUAUCGCCACUGCCUCGCGCAAGUUCCGUGACCUCGCCCGCCAGGAGGGCUGGAAGGGUGUUGUUGCCGGCACGCGCAAGACCACUCCCGGCUUCCGCAUUGUGGAAAAGUACGGCAUGAUGGUCGGCGGCGUCGACCCCCACCGCCACGACCUGAGCUCCAUGGUGAUGCUCAAGGACAACCACAUCUGGGCCACUGGCUCCAUCACCAACGCCGUCAAGGCGGUGCGCCGCGUCGCGGGCUUUUCGUUGCUCGUCAACGUCGAGUGCCAGUCGUUUGACGAGGCCGACGAGGCCAUCGCUGCCGGCGCCAACAUUGUCAUGCUGGACAACCUGGAGGGCAACGACCUCCACGCCGCCGCCAAGCAGCUCAAGGACAAGUGGCGCGGCAAGCGCGAGUUCCUCGUCGAGACCUCGGGCGGUAUCGUCGAGGGAUCGCUCACGUCGCGUGUUGGCCCCGAUAUCGACAUUCUCUCCACCUCGGCGGUGCACCAGGGCACUGGCUACGUCGACUUUAGCCUCAAGAUCCAGCCCAAGAAGAAGUAA
Apiotrichum porosum is the source of this 939-nucleotide messenger RNA. RefSeq lists its product as uncharacterized. Gene Ontology annotation, cellular component: cytoplasm. Lineage: Eukaryota; Fungi; Basidiomycota; Tremellomycetes; Trichosporonales; Trichosporonaceae. The coding region runs from base 1 to 939 and encodes 312 amino acids. Gene Ontology annotation, molecular function: nicotinate-nucleotide diphosphorylase (carboxylating) activity. The record is from RefSeq and is a predicted model, not a curated record. Gene Ontology annotation, biological process: NAD+ biosynthetic process; quinolinate catabolic process. The transcript is spliced from 5 exons.